Messenger RNA from Anopheles nili, 1519 nucleotides. RefSeq names its product syntenin-1-like. The record is from RefSeq and is a predicted model, not a curated record. Gene Ontology annotation, cellular component: cytoplasm; plasma membrane. The coding region runs from base 134 to 1135 and encodes 333 amino acids. The transcript is spliced from 4 exons. Gene Ontology annotation, molecular function: protein binding. NCBI's taxonomy places the organism in Eukaryota, Metazoa, Arthropoda, Insecta, Diptera, Culicidae.
UCACGCGUUAAAUUUAGUUUUCCGCAGCAUCAACAUAUUCGCACAUUGUGUCCGUGGUGCCCAAAGUAAACGGUCCUUAAUUUCAAGCAUCACUCCUGAAUAACACACGAGCCACAACAAAAACUUGCCCACGAUGUCGCUGUAUCCGUCGCUUGAGGACAUGCUUGUGGAUAAGAUGGUGCAAUCCCAGAAUAAUAUGGUGGCCACCGUCGCAGCUCAACAGCAGCAGCAGCUUAAUUACGCUCCGUCAGCACCGAACAGCGCCGCAAAGGGACCGCCCGAGUACAGCCUGUAUCCUACCUUCACGAACGGGCAUGAUACGAAGCAGACCGAUGUCCACCACUCUGGAGGUGCUGGUUUCAUGUAUCCGAACCUGUACGAGUACAUGGGGCUAGAGUUGUCGAAGGAAAUGAUCGAGGCAAACCUGCCCCAGUUCAUGCCCCAACCAUCCGGUGGUGCUACUGCCAUCGUCCCCCAGCAGUCGACGGUGGCCAUCGUGAACAAUGCAAACAUGGUGGCACCCGUCUCCGGGCACUCUGUCGGGCUGCAGCGUGGCCAGGUGACCAAUGGAAUUCGUGAGCUGAUAUUGUGCAAGGGCGCGGACAAGAAAGUAGGCCUUCGUGUUCAAGCCAUCAACAAGGGCGUUUUUGUGUGUCUGGUCAUCAAGAACAGCCCGGCGGCCUUGGUGGGUUUGCGGUUUGGCGAUCAGAUUUUACAGAUCAACGGUACACUCGUGGCGGGAUUUUCCACCGAUGACGUCCACAAGCUGCUGAAGAAGAGCGACAAGAACAACAUUUCGGUGGUGGUGCGCGACCGACCGUUCGAGAGGGCCGUUACCCUGCACAAGGACUCGUCCGGGACCUUCGGAUUCCAGUUUAGCGACGGCACUAUCACGGCCAUUGUGAAGGACUCGUCGGCUGCCCGCAACGGGCUGCUGGUCGAUCAGCAGUUGCUGGAGAUAAACGGUCAGAACGUCAUCGCCAUGAAGGACAAGGAGAUUCGACAGCUGCUCAGCCAGUCCGAGUCGGUAACGACGAUCACGAUCGUGCCGAAGGUUAUCUACGACGUGAUGAUAAAGAAGCUUUCCACCUCAUGGCUGCGGGGAAUUAUGGAUCACUCGGUGCCGGAUUUUUAAACCCGUAGAUCGCUCUCGUGCAAUAUCAAAUUGCAACAACAAAACACCCAGUCUUACAAAGUUAAACAGUUUUCCAAUUAAAAAAAAAGAAAGUUAAAGAAGAACCUCAACAGAGUAGUGAACCAAAAAGACCUAAACCACUUUACAAUCCUAUCAAAUUACGCCCAGAUAAAUCUGACAGAGGAAGUCUCAGUUGGUCGUACGUCGCGAAGAAUCUGCGCUGGCGACUCGAACAUAUAUGUUUCAUUAAUUGUUAAUCUAAACUAAAACUAUUCAACCGUAUCUGCCAUCUAUGAUUGCAAAUCAUGUAUUAUCGUAUAUUAUUAUACUAUUCCACCCCCUAUAUAUUAUCGGUGCACUUUUAUAUACUAUGUUUUAAUAAUA